AAAGACCUACUCGCCAAUACGCCAUGUAUCUGCAAGUAUUCACUCUUCUUACCCUGGUUACCUGUGCCCUGGGAUAUCUUGCCAGUGGUGCGAUUGAAACGGAAACAAACAAGUGGGGAACAGUGAUUUCCUUUUGUACCUACAAAGGUAUUCAGUUCCUGCCCGGAUCGGAGUGGAAAACAACGGAAUGCAUGGACUGUUCGUGCUCAGAGUCAGGACUCCACUGUCAAGGAUUUGGCUAUGCAGCAGGGGCAUUUGGGCCACCUGAGGGCUGCAAGGUUGUCAAUGAUGCCUGUCUGGUUAGGAUGGUGGAUGCGGAGGAUGAAUUGGAGGACUGUGCGCCACCAGAGCCAAACAUUCAAGAGUAAUGUACUCCUGCAUCUGAUAAACAUCAAGUAACCC
This is a messenger RNA of Haliotis rubra (blacklip abalone), 402 nucleotides long. Its product is annotated as beta-microseminoprotein-like. The transcript has 3 exons. Bases 24 to 368 code for a protein of 114 amino acids. Lineage: Eukaryota; Metazoa; Mollusca; Gastropoda; Lepetellida; Haliotidae. The record is from RefSeq and is a predicted model, not a curated record.